UCUUCACGAUCCCACUCAGCUCAGCUGUCAUUCUUAUUUGCAAACAAAGAUCCCGUGCUCGGAUGUUUGCAGCUCCACCGCCCGUCCACCCAGUUUGUCACUUGAAUAGUGCCGUCAUCGGUUAAAAUGGGAGAAAACGGCGACACCGAGAUCAUAGAGCAUCAUGUUGACGAGGAGAUGGAGAAAAAGAGGAUAUUAAGAAGCCAUGGCUCUUCGUUCAUGGAGAGUGUUACACCGUCGGAGAGGGAUGGACACAGUAGUACGCAGUCCUCCCACAGGCUACUGGCGUACAGUGAUGCGCUCAUCUCAAUCAUAGCCACUGUUAUGAUAUUACCUGUUGCACAUACAAAGGUCCAAGAUAACGAGGAAUUGAAGGAGAGUCUGCAGGUUCUGCUCACCACCAAGAUAGCUGUGUACCUGAUGACCUUCCUCAUAGUGACCGUAGCAUGGGCUGCUCAUAUCAGGUUAUUUCAAGUCAUUGAACGUAUUGAUGACUGCCUUGCACUUCUCAACCUAGCUUGUAUGAUGCUUAUCACCUUUCUACCGUACACAUUCUCCCUCAUGGCGACGUUUCCUGAGAACAUCUUGGGAAUCCUCCUGUUCUGUGCCUGCGUCAUGGUGUUAGGCUUCAUUCAGGCUGUUAUAGUGGUGUACGGCUUCAGCCGCCCAUUCCUGCUCAACGACCAGAUCCAGGUGUCGGAGAACCAGGUGUUCUAUAAACAUCACAUCCUGAAGGUCAUCAUGAGGGUCCCCAUCAUGUGCUUCUUCGCUAGUAUCUUCUCAUUCAUCUUCUUUCAGAUAUCCUAUGUGAUCCUAGCCAUCGUAAUCUUCCUGCCUUACAUCUCCCAGUCUCUAAAAUGGUGCCGCAGCAAAGCUAUCGGCCAGGUGGAGGAGACGCCAGAUUCCAUGAUGUUUUAUACGUACCAUCCAAACGAACCCCUCAGCAAGGAGAGGGUGGAGGCCUUCAGCGAUGGCGUGUUCGCUAUCGUAGCUACUCUACUCAUCUUAGAUAUAUGUGAGGACAAUGUACCCGACCCAGUGAUGGUCCAGAAACAGUAUGGUGGGAGUCUGGUGGCGGCCCUGCAGAACUAUGGUCCAGAGUACCUGGCCUAUUUUGGCUCCUUCGCUACCGUGGCUCUCCUCUGGUUCGUCCAUCACUCUCUCUUCCUUCACGUCACCAGGACCACUCGUUUCAUGGGCCUCCUCAACACCUUCUCUCUGGCCUUCGUAGGGGGCCUGCCCUUGGCCUACCAGCUGACCCACGAGUUCCCCCGUAACUCCCGCAACGAGCUGGAGGCCAUCCAGAUCAGCUGCGUCAUCAUCUUCUUUGCCGGCGUCUUCCAGCUCGCCAUCUGGGUGGCGGCGUUGUUCAGCGAACGCGAGACGCUACACCCUUAUGUGCGUUACGGCGGCCGCGAGCACGCCUUCAUGUUGGCCAAGCUGGCGCUGUACCCGUGCGUGGCCCUGGGGACCUUCUUCCUCACCUGUAUUCUCAGUAAGUUCAGCGCGUCUAUUUUCCACCUGAUGGAGAUUACGGUGCCGUUUGCUUUCCUGUUGCUGAGGCUGCUGGUCCGAGGCGGGCUGGCGCUGCUGCGCCUCAUAUUCUGCCCCGAUGGGCCGGAGACGAGGAGUGCUCUGGAGGAAGAGGAGGAAGAGGAGGCUAGGAUGCCCUUCAAUACCAUGAUCACUUAGUGGUUGUCAUCUAGCUAGAUGGUCAGUUUGCUCUGGGUCUGUAUUCACAAAUGUUGCAUAGUAGGAGUGCUGAUCUAGGCUCAGUUUUGACAUUUAUAUCAUAAUGUGUAUAUAAUGAAUAAGAUUAUAUGGACGAGUGGGUAGCUGAUCCUAGAUCAGCUUUGUGAAUACAGGCUCUGGACUGGGGACGUGGUCUGUCGGACAGAUGUACAGUAGCUACAGCUCGUCUUGACCUCUGAGGUUGAUUCCAUUUGAACUGCACAUUCAGUUUGUAUUGAUGAGUAAUUUUCUUUUCAAAUUGGUUUACGUAAGUCAAGUUUAAAUGUCAAGUGAAAUGGAAUGGAAUUGGUCCCACGGUAAGCUGGUAGUUAAGGGAAAUGGCACUGAGCCAGAGAAGUGGAGAGUACAACCAAUGUAAUUGACAGCCCUCCAUUUUUAUCUGACUUCUUGAAUAAUGGUUUAUUGUUUACCGUUGAGAAUCUAGUCUGUUUGUGCCAACAUUAUAUUCCAAACAUGUUUGGCCUGACAAGGCACAGGGGUCGUGUUAAGAGUUCAGAAAUCUGCAUUUUAAACCAUUUCACCUGCGUUUUUAAUAUUGAAAGUCAAGUUUCUGUUGUUGUUUGCUUCAAUAGAGUGAUCAGGGGCGUGCAGAUAUAGUUUUCCUUCACAGGAAAUACAUUAGUGCAACACAUUCACAAAACAGCUUCAUUUUCAUCAGAUGACAACAGAAGUGCAAACGCUAUUUGGCUAGCAGUCACUCAAGUAAAUGAGCUUACAAUGAAAAAGCAAGGUAUUUGUUUUUGCUAAAACGAUGCAUGGCCAUCAGAUUUCAGUUUAUCACGGAAAGAAUGUAGCCAGCUCCUAAUGUUUUUCUUAAAGUUAAUCAUUGUACCGGAGAAAAGUACGCUACACAGUCAGAGCGCUGUCUUCUGAUAAAAUGCCCGCUGGUGAAUUCUCAUCCAAGUGGAGAAGUGCAACUGAAGGACAAAAUUAGUCUGAUUCUCGAGCAGAAAUUACAAUAAGAAGCAUUUUAGAACUGCGUUUCCAAAACGCAACAAGAUAUUUCUCAUUAAAAAGUAUAUAUAUAUAUAUAUAUAUAUAUAUAUAUAUAUAUAUAUAUAUUUUAAAGUCAGUUUAGAACAAAUUCUUAUUUACUCAUGCGUUUUAAAAUAUAUUUUUUUUGGGGGGGGGGGGCCGUGGUGAACAACGCAGAAUUCUGCAUUAACGUGACCCCUGAGGCAAAGGAGUGAAAUGUUACCACAGACUGAAUUUCAGGCUAGUUAAUUUUGGGGUUUCAUUCAUUCUGAAUAUUCAUGUCCACUUCCCAACAUGCAGAUAAACAUGGAAGUCCUCAUGUGCACUGCCCGUCCAACAUUCACUCACUGCUCAUAUUGACCGAGUAUAAAUUCUACAAAUAGUUUUUUUCCCCUUCCUAUAACAUGAAACAGUGAGUGAACAGCAUGAAUCUGACCAACAGGGUAACUUCACUUUUUUCAGUUCAGAAUACUGUAACGACCCUGGGUUUAUAAGCGCGGAAAUCGACUCUGCCGUUUGAGCAUGCUUUUGCGGCACAGUCGAUAGCGCGCCGGACUUCGGGCUAGAAGGUCGAGGGUUCGAGACCCGCUCCCUGCCUGUUUCAUUACACUGUAACGACCCUGGGUUUAUAAUACUAUAAUAACCGUCCACAGGAAUGUACUCACAAUGUGUUGUUGGGUCAGCUCAUAAUAUUGCAAAUCCCUAUGCUGGGCAUACACUACAAUACUUCUAAAAUCUUAACUUGGAAUUGCUCACAUUUCCCGAUUGAUUUUUUCUUUUUUUUCCUCCCUCGUCACAAAUCUUUUAAUUCCGUCCAUGUUCAGCCCCAGGACGUGGGUGCUCACAUUACACCGUGAUUCCCUACUUGAUCCCGCCCAGUGUUUUCUCCGUUGUCAUAGAAAUAAAAUGUCAUAACACAAACAGCUGUUUUAUUGGAGUGCAGAAACCGAUGGAGGCGCAGAAUAAGGACUAUAUUAAAUAAUGACAUGAAGUUGGUAGGAACGCAGAUGUAAUAUUGGUGGAGUUCGGAGAUUUCACGUUAAGGACCAAUGGAAUAAAAAUGAAACGCUGGUCAUCUAGGGGCAUCGGGCCAUGUAACACCAACUCACCCAUUUGAAAAGGCAGCUGUGUUCUCUCCACAGCUCCACCAAUCAGGCUCCCAUCACCUCGGUCCACACCGGGCGUGUUGUUGCGUCCCUCUUUAGGUCUCACAUGCGGCGUUCUCAUUGGCAUCAGACCCCUUGCCCAAUCGCGUCGUACAGCACUGCUCAUACGACAAGAUGCACGACCAACAUUUUAAGACAUGUCAGAAAAUGUAAAAUCGGGAUAGCCGACAAAGGUCUGGGGAACGGAAGAGCCGACAUCCGUUGUGUCCUUGACCUCUCAAACGACGAGAAUCCCGGCGUACUGAUGAUCCUAACCCAAGUUCAUAGGAAAUGUGUAGCGUAUGCCUGGCAUUAGCUGAAAAAGGUCCCAUUUUGUUAUGAUUUAGUAGCAUUCGUUCUGAUCAGGCUAGGUUACAUUUGUAAAUGAAGUAAAAAAAAAAAAAAAAAAAAAAA
This is a messenger RNA of Salvelinus namaycush (lake trout), 4286 nucleotides long. RefSeq names its product transmembrane protein 175 (gene tmem175). The coding region runs from base 127 to 1692 and encodes 521 amino acids. Gene Ontology annotation, cellular component: lysosome; endosome. Gene Ontology annotation, molecular function: proton channel activity; potassium ion leak channel activity. The record is from RefSeq and is a predicted model, not a curated record. The transcript is spliced from 11 exons. Lineage: Eukaryota; Metazoa; Chordata; Actinopteri; Salmoniformes; Salmonidae.